AGCAGCGGGGCACCGGAGCGCCAUGACACCGGCUGACAGCAGCACCCUGCCCGGGUGGAGCUGGGGGAUAUAAACACAGAAGCCGGGCUGCGACCGCCACGCCGACAGGUGGAACUACUUUCUCUUCUUUCCCCCCGAGCGGCUCCGCGAUGUCAAAGUCGACCCUCCUGAAGGUCAUCCUCCUGGGCGACGGCGGAGUUGGCAAGUCGUCGCUCAUGAACCGCUACGUCACCAACAAGUUCGACUCGCACCUCUUCCACACCAUCGGCGUGGAGUUCCUCAACAGGGAGCUGGAGGUGGACGGCCGCCACGUCACCCUGCAGAUCUGGGACACGGCGGGCCAGGAGCGCUUCCGCAGCCUCCGCACGCCGUUCUACCGCGGCUCCGACUGCUGCCUGCUCACCUUCAGCGUGGACGACGGGCAGAGCUUCAGCAACCUGGCCAACUGGAAGAAGGAGUUCACGUAUUACGCCGACGUGAAGGAGCCGGACGGCUUCCCCUUCGUGGUGCUGGGCAACAAGCUGGACGUGGCGGAGCGGCAGGUUUCGGGGGAGGACGCUCGGCAGUGGUGCCGCGAGAACGGCGGCCACCCGUACUUCGAGACGAGCGCCAAGGACGCCACCAAUGUGGCGUCGGCCUUCGAGGAGGCGGUGCGGCGCACCCUGGCGUCGGACGACCGAGCGGAUCACCUCAUCCACAACAACACGGUGGACCUGCAGAGGAAGAGUCACCCCGACUCCACCUGCUGCUGAGCCCAGGGCUCGACGUGACUCCCGGCGGGUGCUCGUGCAGCGCUUCUGAAGCCCUCGGAGGAACGCGUGGACGGGGUCGGGAUAUUUAUUUGUGUGCACCAAAAGUGACACAACGUUUGUGCCAAUAUUCAGUGUUCUCACCCCACCGGGGACACAAAGCUCUUCACCCAUCAUGUCCCAGCUCUGAUGGUCCUUUUUAGGAAUAUGAUGGUUAAUUUAUACCAAGCAGUUAAUGGAAUGAUAAUUCUGACCCUUUUCAUAGAUUACUUUGGGGUCAGUGAGGACCUGGGUGUUAUUGGACGUCCACUUAAGUGGAAACCUGAAGGUUGAAGUCCUGUGGUGGUUGUUUGGGGUUUCCUCAACACGCAACAUGCCAAAGGUCAAAAAAAGAGUUUGACGUCACUGAUAAAGCUGUGGUUAUAAGUUUUAGACCACAAAAGGAGAAGUAGGAAGAUUAUUUUCUGCCUCCGAGAAGCAGAAACGACCACGUUUACGGCUAAAAUAUCGUGAUUCUGAUACAGAUUGUAAGCCUCAAAAUUAUUGUUAAGUCUCAACAAAACUACCAUGAGAAAACAACUAAGUCUAAGUUAUCACUGUUUGAAGUCUAUCAUUGUGAAGGCACCUAACAUAUAUGUGCUUAAUGCAAUUACAGCUACAGAUAAGAAAGUAUACAUUCAUGAUAUCGACUACUUUAGAUGGAAUAAAACGGAUGCAAUCACAUGACUUGAUUUAGAGGUUUAAAAAAAAAAAACUCUUCUGUUCUGUCGCAAUGAUUUUGACUCUUUUUUUUUUUUUUUUUUAAAGACAAAUAACGCCCUGGAAAUAAAAAGGCAUCCAAAAAAGAAA
Messenger RNA from Pseudoliparis swirei, 1598 nucleotides. RefSeq names its product ras-related protein Rab-9A-like. Gene Ontology annotation, biological process: retrograde transport, endosome to Golgi; Rab protein signal transduction. The coding region runs from base 150 to 752 and encodes 200 amino acids. Gene Ontology annotation, molecular function: GTPase activity; GTP binding. Gene Ontology annotation, cellular component: lysosome; phagocytic vesicle; late endosome. The transcript is spliced from 2 exons. The record is from RefSeq and is a predicted model, not a curated record. NCBI's taxonomy places the organism in Eukaryota, Metazoa, Chordata, Actinopteri, Perciformes, Liparidae.